Messenger RNA from Schistosoma margrebowiei, 3611 nucleotides. The record is from the annotation of a GenBank genome assembly. Lineage: Eukaryota; Metazoa; Platyhelminthes; Trematoda; Strigeidida; Schistosomatidae.
UUUUAUAUUGAGAGCGGCUUUUCAAACGAUUGCGCUCCCGUUAAAACUGUGGCAUCUACAUGUAUAUGCUCAGGAUUAUUUGCCAAUUUAUAAUUCAACCCAACUAACAUGUAAAAUCCAAAGUACACGUUAUUCUACUGUAACUUUGUAAAAUUGAGUGAAGUUUAAGAAAAACAGUAAGACCUGACUUUGGGGGAAUUUCCUCGCAUCUAGGGAAAUUUUGGGGGUUUUGUGCCAUUCCCCCAAAAUUUUCUGUUGCGGUUACCCCAAAAUAGAGAGAUUGAGUUAUAGACAACCGUUAAAGGUUUUAGCUCAAUGGAACGACAAUAAAGCGACUUUAAAAUAGCCCACUUACCUAAUAGGGCCUAAAAUGACUAUAGGUCAGUGCAAGAAAUUAGGAUUGGAAGUCAGGGUUUCCAUCACGAACUGGCAACAGUGGAAAUGUUAAAAUCCUAUUCAUUUAUAUGGGUAAAGGUUCUUCGCGCCAAAGUCCAAGAACUGCCGUCUUUAACUCCAUUGGUCUUCCCGUGAUUUGUAGUCUAUCCUGAAGAAGGUCUGAAUUCUGAAGCUCUCAAAAAUUCACUACGAAAUACGGCCGAUAGUUAGCUACGGUACUUGGGUACUACAGUUAAAUGUCGUUUUCCACUCAAUAAAUUAAUCAGUUCAAUGAAAUUAGGUUUCCACUGCUGGUUUUAUCCAUUAGUCUAAUUACUUCGUCCUGAGUGCCCAUAGUCGACAUCCAGACAAAAUCUAAUUGUAAUUGACUCUAGCUCAUCUUUUUAAAGGCUGUAAUGAGGAAAAGUAAUAUGUCAAACAUUCUCCUGAGCUAGUGACACCUCAAUCUAAGUACCCUGCUUAUUAUCAUGGACAAUCUCACAAAACUCCGAAUGAUGCUUUUUUAAAGGCAGUUUCACUUGGCUGAUUAACGUAAGAUUUGGUGAUCUGUCUUCCUAGCCUAGAUCUCUUUCUAAGAAUACUGAUGGAGAGGUUUUUCUUUCGUAACCACUUUUAGCUUGCCCAUCUCACUACAGAUAUUCGUGGACUAUUCAUGUUUUUACAUUGUUCAGACAGGAGAAUGCGUUUUUUUGGUAGUCACUUACGCAGUCAUAUUAAGAAGUGACUGAAGUAAAGUUAAUGUAUGUGUGAGCAGAAUUUACCGAAUCCACUUUUUGUUGAAAAAUAUUAUAGUUUAAUAGCUCAAUUAUACCUAUCUUCAAUUGAAAAUCACUGUACUGAGCUUGCUCCUAUCGCUUUAAAGUGUGUUAAUUUAGAGAAUCAGUAGUAAAAUAAAAACCACUUAACAAUCAUCCUUUUUGGGUUUAUAAAACAAAAUAAGCGAGAAAUAAGUUGAAAUAUUUCGGACUAAGCCAAAUGAACCUAAACACCAUAUUCACACUCGUCCUGGCUCAUCCUAUAUAACAUGUAUAUUGCGUUAAAUCGAGUGUUUCUAGUUUUUCAGUGUUUUUCCACUUUAAGAACCUUGCUGUCAGUCGUUUCACCAAGUUCUGUUUCGUACUAUCCUUGGCCAAACGUCAAUGACCAACAAAAAAUUUCGGUAAAGUCAUGAGUUCCAUUCGGGUCAUUCCUUUGGGCGCUGGGCAAGAUGUUGGUAGAAGUUGCAUUCUUGUCACUUUGUGUGGCAAAAAUAUUAUGUUCGAUUGCGGAAUGCACAUGGGCUAUAACGACGAUAGAAAAUUUCCUGACUUCACUUACAUUACCGACAAAGGGGGUCUCAAUGAUUACCUGGAUUGUGUGAUUAUCAGUCAUUUCCAUCUCGAUCACUGUGGAGCUCUUCCCUAUAUGACCGAAGUUAUAGGCUACGAUGGUCCAAUCUAUAUGACUCAUCCUACCAAGGCAAUUUGCCCAAUACUUUUGGAAGAUUAUCGUAAAAUCAAUGUAGAGAGAAGAGGAGAUCAAAACUUUUUCACUUCUGAUAUGAUAUAUCGGUGUAUGACGAAAGUUAGGUGUGUGUAUAUACAUCAAACAGUUAAAGUAGAUGAUGAUCUCGAAAUACAGGCAUUUUAUGCUGGUCACGUUUUGGGAGCAGCAAUGUUUCUUGUACGUGUAGGAACAAAUUCUGUCCUGUAUACCGGCGAUUACAACAUGACACCUGAUAGACAUCUUGGUGCAGCUUGGGUUUCUCGUUGCCGUCCAGAUCUUCUCAUUACGGAAAGCACUUACGCGACUACGAUACGAGAUUCAAAACGUACAAGAGAACGGGAAUUUUUGGAAAAGAUUCAUGCUCGCGUUGAGGCUGGGGGUAAAGUAUUAAUCCCUGUCUUUGCCUUAGGUCGAGCUCAAGAACUUUGUAUAUUGCUUGAAACAUAUUGGGAAAGAAUGAAUAUUUCCGUCCCAAUAUACUUCUCCAUGGGAAUGGCGGAAAAAGCUAAUGAGUAUUACAAGUUAUUUAUCUCGUGGACAAAUCAAAAAAUCAAGGAGACAUUUGUAAAACGAAAUAUGUUUGACUUUAAACAUAUAAAGCCUCUUGGGCAAGGAACAGUCGAUAAUCCAGGACCAAUGGUAGUCUUUGCCACACCAGGUAUGCUUCACGCUGGACAAUCCUUGCAUAUAUUUCGUAAAUGGGCUUCAGAUGAAAGAAAUAUGGUUGUAAUUCCAGGAUAUUGUGUUGCUGGAACUGUGGGUUAUAAGAUUUUAAAUGGAGUCAAGCGUCUUGAAUUCGAUAAACAAGUUUUAGAAGUUAAAAUGUCAGUUGAAUACUUAUCAUUCUCAGCUCAUGCAGAUGCUCGUGGUAUUAUGCAGUUGAUAUCUCAUUGUCAGCCUAAACAUGUGAUGCUGGUACACGGAGAAGCAAUUAAGAUGGAUUUUUUAAAAUCAAAAAUUGAACAAGAGUUUGGAUUACCCUGUUCGAAACCUGCUAAUGGAGAGAUUGUACAUGUAGAAACGGAACAACAAUUCAUUGUAGAAGCUUCAAGAGAAUUUCUUAAUCAGUCAUAUUAUUCGGAUGAUCCAAAUGAGCCACUGAUUAAACGUCCUCGAUCUAUUCAGGGCGGAAUUCAAAUUGAGCCUGAUGAAACCCCUAAACUACUUGAUCGUGCCUCAGUUUUGGCUUCUUUAAGUUUGAAAGAGCAUGUAAUGCGAUUUACUUCGACGUACGCAUUUUCUUCCUCUUCGAAUCUCACCACGAUUUUAGAUAAAUUUAUCAAACUAUGUUCAAAAUUACCCAUCGAUCCACCAAAAUUAGUACGUAACCAAAUUCUAUUCAACGAUUCAGUGGUUGUGUCAGUUUGUGAUCCUAUGUUGGAUGAAUUCGAUAAUGAAACUCGUGAAAGAUCAACAGCUCUACGUCGUACAGCUAACCUGCAAUCAAAGGAAUUCGUAUGUCAUGUAACCUAUAAUUUACAGAAUGAAAGUUUAGGAGAACAACUUAUCAAAAUGUUUAAAAAACAAAUUGUUAAUGUUUAAGAAGAUCUUUAAGAAUAUUGUACAAAGUAUUUCAUUAUUAUUGAAUAAUGAUUCUGAUGAAUUACAUCUUUAUCCAAUUAAAAAUAUAUAAAGCUUAAAAGGAAAUUAUGUUAAUUGUUUUUAUAAAAUUUCAAAUAUACAUAAAAUGUAGUCAAUAUUAAAUCUUUUAAGAAUAUUGGGAUGUAUGC